Cicer arietinum (chickpea) is the source of this 751-nucleotide messenger RNA. RefSeq lists its product as uncharacterized. Gene Ontology annotation, biological process: gravitropism. The record is from RefSeq and is a predicted model, not a curated record. NCBI's taxonomy places the organism in Eukaryota, Viridiplantae, Streptophyta, Magnoliopsida, Fabales, Fabaceae. Gene Ontology annotation, cellular component: nucleus.
CUCGUUCCACAAUUUCCUUACGCGAUCGAAACAGUUUAUUUCUCGAAAUUCUUGUUAUUGUAAAUUUUAUUUGUUUCUUUCUCACAUGGAAAAUGAAUUGAACAGGGAACUAAACCUUCUACCAUCACCGCGCACAGAUUCACCAGUUCUCCGGCUACGAUCAUCGUCGUCGAAGGCGGAAGGCGGCGGUCCGUCACUGGACCUACAGCUCUCAAUAAGCGUAGGUCCACCGGGGUUGCUGAUGUGCGAGGGAGUGGAGGCGUUAAAGUGGGAAGCGGCGGAGCAAAUCCGGCUGGCGACGAUGGAAAAGGCGUACGCGGAGAGAGUGAGAGAGUUGACACGAAGAGAGAUGGAGAUGGCGCAAUCGGAGUUCGCACGUGCGAGACAAAUGUGGGAGCGUGCGAGAGAAGAAGUUGAAAGAGCAGAGAAGAUUAAAGAAAGAGCAACAAGACAGGUGGAUUCCACGUGCAUGGAGAUCACGUGCCAAUCCUGUAGGCAAAGGUUCAAACCUGCUUCUGCCUGAAUCCAAUUUUCAUUCCCUCUUUCUAUUUCUCUAACAUUUCUUUCUUUCAAAAUCCAAUAAUUAACUCGAUCGAUAUUUAAUUAACACGUUUAUUUUUUCCUUUCAACUGGACCUAUUAUGAUUUGUGUGAAAUUAGUUAAUCGGAUAUGAUUGAGUUAGUUACUUUAAGUGCCGUGUUGUAUAUGUAAACUUUUCAUCUUAAUUUCAUGCUAUGUUUAUUCUGUUUAA